AUGGAGCCAGCCGAGAAGCCGAAGCAGAAUAUCAGCGACGACAUACCAGAUUCUGUAAUAUUCCCCCGCGUAUCAGAUGAUUUACUAUCCAGCUUGCAUCUUACUCGCGAGGAUCUAAAGCUCUCUCUAGAGGACCGGAUGAAGAAGAUUGUGAGGGGUUUUAAGGAAGAAAUGGAUGAAGACGAUUCUAUCGAUGAAAUCGAUGAACCAGAAUACAGUCCUGAAGACACUUUACCAAAGGGAUAUGAUUGGGCUUCUUUCUGUUAUGGGACUGGAGACAAAGAUUUUAUUGUUAAGAUGGACUGCUUCAUCUGUGGCGUGGGUCUAGAUCACUGGCCUGUUGACUGCCCAAAAAAAAAAGAAAAGGUAAUGACGAGUGAGUUCAAGAGGAAUUUCAAUACAUGUGUCAAGUGUUAUAACUGUCCACCCUGCUUAUCCAUCUACUUAUCCAUCCAUGAUGUUAUUUAUCUUAUGAUCUACCAAGUCUGGAUGUUGUCAGCAUCUAUACAGUAA
Fragaria vesca subsp. vesca is the source of this 513-nucleotide messenger RNA. RefSeq lists its product as uncharacterized. Lineage: Eukaryota; Viridiplantae; Streptophyta; Magnoliopsida; Rosales; Rosaceae. The transcript has 2 exons. The coding region runs from base 1 to 513 and encodes 170 amino acids. The record is from RefSeq and is a predicted model, not a curated record.